This is a messenger RNA of Homarus americanus (American lobster), 408 nucleotides long. RefSeq lists its product as uncharacterized. Lineage: Eukaryota; Metazoa; Arthropoda; Malacostraca; Decapoda; Nephropidae. The transcript has a single exon. The coding region runs from base 1 to 408 and encodes 135 amino acids. The record is from RefSeq and is a predicted model, not a curated record.
AUGCAGUGUACCAAGAAGGGGUGGCUGCCCAGAGGUAACAUAGACGACUACUGUAAUCACUGCUGUAUACAUGACGACUCCCCACUUCUUCACCUUCGACGGUCACCAGUACGACUGGCACGGUACUGUAACUACUCCGAGGCUCAGACUGAUAUGACUUAUGACCCCGAGGCUGGUGUCUUCAGUGACUUUGAACCGUGUUUUCAGUGUCCUUCCUGCCUCGGAUACACCGCUUUCAAGGACGAUAAACACACCGUGAUAUCAUUGGGCUCCAGUGUGUUCAACCUACUGUUGAACGGCGACCCCUACACGGUACCUGCUAUUGGGGCGGAACAAGUGCGGUGUUCAUCCAAAGUUCACUCUGUUCUGGCGUGGCUCAACAGCCAGUGUAGUGUACUAUGCUACUAA